This is a messenger RNA of Podarcis muralis (Common wall lizard), 5255 nucleotides long. NCBI's taxonomy places the organism in Eukaryota, Metazoa, Chordata, Lepidosauria, Squamata, Lacertidae. The record is from RefSeq and is a predicted model, not a curated record.
AAGCAUGAGAUGUGGGACUAAUUUCAGUGAUAAGCGAUGUAAUACAAGAUGCCUCCUUAGCAUAAGCACUCAAACACAGGAAGAUACAUACCUCUAAAAGCAGACAUUAUUGUGUCUAAGGUUCAUGUGAAGGCCUAACUAUAGGCAAUAAUAUAUUUUCCUCAAUUUCUUAAUAGUCCCAUACUAUAAAUGAUAACGUUUAAUUGUGCAGCCUGUAAUUCCAUUUUUGUCAGCAGCACUGCAAAUUAAUAAGCUUGGAAAUAAGUGUAAAUAUCUCUAUCAACGUAGAGUAAAAAAUUAACCUGCAAAAUAUCAAGAUUGGGGUGAAAAUUAAAGCUAGUAAAGAAAGUUCACAUAUUCUGUUUAAAAGCCUGCCUUGAGCCAUCACAUAUGAACACCAACAGAGACCUUCUGUGACAUGUAUUGGGGAGAAAAAUCACUGGGGAAAAGAUUGCAGUUCUCUGCUUCAGACUCACAGUGUCACUGUUGGACAAGGCGGCAAUCCAUGGGCAGCUGAAGUUCCACUGAUGCUUUCUGCAGAGAGAUCUCUUUGUCCCAAACUGCACAUCGGGAAUACCAGCAGACGCUGGAACAAACAUUUCAGCUGAGAAAGAAAAAAGAAAACACUGCAGCAUAUACAAAUUAAGCCAAAGGAUCCAGUUCUUUUUUUUACUGGGCAAAAAAAACAUCUCCUGUCUUGGUGGAAAUCUGAAAUCCUGUGCUCAUCAAAGAAAAGAGGGAAAUGAAUAUGAGAGGAAUCCUUCAUGGAGAGAGCUUUCAAACAUCAGGGAGGUAUAUAACACUUCUGAUAUUUUCAUCUUUGUUCUGUGGAGCAGUUUUGGAAGAGGUUCACUAUUCCAUCCCUGAGGAGAUGGCAAAGGGAUCUUUGGUGGGAAAUCUUGCCAAGGAUCUAGGACUGAAUGCCAGAGAACUGAAGAGCAGAAACCUGCAUAUCAUUUCUGAAGGUAAAAAGCCAUAUUUCACUAUCAAUGCUGAAAAUGGAAACCUGUAUGUAAAUGAAAGGAUAGAUCGUGAGGAAAUAUGUGGGGACAGUGUGCACUGUCUGAUUAAUUUUGAAGCUGUGAUUGAAAAUCCUUUGAAUGUUUUCCAUAUUAUUGUAGCAAUUCAAGACAUUAAUGAUAAUGUGCCACAGUUCUUAAAGGAAAUCAUGAGGCUUGAAAUUGUUGAAUCCACAUUACCAGGUACAAGAUUUCAUAUUGGGAAAGCUGAAGAUCCUGAUAUUGGGAUUAAUUCUCUCCAGAAUUACCAGCUAAGUCCAAAUCACUAUUUCAUUCUAGACAUACAAAAGAGAGAAGAUGGCCAUAAAUAUGUAGAAUUGGUGCUGCAGAAACCUUUGGAUCGGGAAAAUGAUCACUCCCUUCAGUUGAUCCUUACGGCCCAGGAUGGGGGUGAACCCAGAAAAACUGUGACUGCCCAGAUAUGGAUUAAUGUCACAGAUGCCAAUGACAACCCACCAGUUUUCGCUCAAGAGGUUUAUACAAUUAGCCUGAGGGAAAAUUCCACUGUGGGGUCCCCCAUACUGCAAGUAAAAGCCUCUGAUAGGGAUGAAGGUGUGAAUGCCCAAAUUCAUUAUACAUUUAGUAAUAUUCCAGAAAGAGCCUACCAAAAAUUUGACCUAAAUCCACAAAAUGGAAUAAUUACAAUUAAAGAAGCCAUUGACUUUGAGGAAACAGAAAAGUACACUAUGACCGUUGAAGCCAGAGAUGGAGGAGGAUUAGUUGCUCACUCUAAUGUUGAUAUAAAGAUUAUAGAUGAGAAUGACAAUGCUCCAGAAAUCAUUCUAGCCUCCUUAUCCAGUCCAAUUCCUGAAGAUUCUGUUCCUGGGACAGUAAUUGCUCUCAUCAACGCAAAGGAUAGGGAUUCUGGAGAAAAUGGAAAAAUUACGUGCCACUUACAAAGUAAUGUACCAUUUAAAAUAGUGUCAACAACUAAGAACUACUAUAAAAUCCUCACAGAAAGUCCAUUGGACAGAGAAAAAGCCUCAGGAUACAACAUCACAAUCACGGCCACCGACAAAGGUAGCCCCCCUCUCUCCUCCAACAAAACCAUCUCCCUGCAGAUUUCAGAUAUCAAUGACAAUCGCCCUGCCUUUGAAAAAUCAACUUACAGUGUCUUUGUGCCUGAAAACAAUCCCUCAGGUGCCUCCAUUUUCUCCAUCAAAGCCUCGGAUCCGGAUCUGGACCGCAACUCACGUAUCACCUACUCCAUCCUCAACAGCAAUAUGGAGGAGCUACCUCUCUCCUCUUACGUCUCCAUCAACUCUGAGACAGGAACUAUCUAUGCACAGCGCUCCUUUGACUAUGAGCAGUUCAGGGAGUUUCAGAUCCAAGUGAAGGCCCAAGAUGGCGGCUCUCCCUCUCUCAGCAACAACGCCACCGUGUGGGUUUACAUUUUCGAUCAGAAUGAUAACAGCCCUCGCGUUCUGUAUCCUGUCCCGGGCGCCGAGGGAUCUGCCUUGUUUGAGAUGGUUCCUCACUCGGCAGAGCCAGGCUACCUAGUGACCAAAGUGGUGGCUGUGGACGCGGACUCUGGGCACAAUGCCUGGCUCUCCUACCAAGUGCUGCAGGCCACAGAGCCGGCCCUCUUCACCAUUGGGACCCACACGGGAGAGAUCAGGAUGUCACGAGCCCUUCUGGAGAAAGAUGCUGUGAAACAGAAGCUGGUCAUCUUGGUGAAGGACAAUGGGAAGGCUCCGCUCUCAGCUACUGUGGUCCUCAACCUUGUGGUUGCCGAGAACUUCCAAGAGGCACUUCCAGAAAUGACUAGGCAGUCCAGUGACACAGAGCAUCAUUCUGACCUCCAGUUUUACUUGGUGCUGGCUUUGGCAUUGAUCUCAUUUUUAUUCCUCCUGACGGUGAUACUGGUCAUUGUCAUGAAACUUCGACAAUCAGGAAAUCCCAAAUUAUUCCAAUGCUUUGAACCUAAUGCUUUUUCUAAGGCACAGGUCAUAUUUCCACCAAACUAUGAAGAAGGAACUUUACCUUAUUCCUACCAACUCUGUCUAUCGUCAGAGAUGAGGAAAGAGCAGAUCUCUUUCCCAAAAUCCCAUAUCCAGGUGGCAGAAAACUUGUUAUGCAAUGAUAGUUCUCAGGUGGUUCUUGUGGAUGGCAACUGUGGGGAUGCCAAUGCCAAAGAGGAGGUUGGUGAGCAGGUAAGCUUUGCUUUCAGAAACUGAGGUGUUGGCACCACAACCUUGUUCUUGUAUGAGCAAAACUAGUAUUUUUAGCUGUCUUCCUCUUAACUGCCUGAUUUACUAAAUGAGAGAACUAAAAAAAAUAUUAUAUUACUAGCACCAGCUGUUCAGACUGUAGAAAACUUUUUUUACAAGUGGUCUACAAAUUGCAAUGACAGAGGCAAAUUCAGUGCUGAGACUGAAAAUGAUGUUCAGGUGAGUCUUCAUUAAUUAUGGAAUUUAUAUCCUGUUCUUCCUUCUAGUAAUUUUCUUCCUGUAGAUUAUUGAAAUAUCACCAUCAUUAUAUACAGUAGUUAUUUUUUAGUUCCUCCUAGAGGUUAGAUAUGUGGAUUUUUACUUCGUUCACUCACAUAGUUUAUUCAUCCUGUUCUGAUUGAGUUAACUGAAAAAUGUGUAAAACAUGAAUGCUUCCUAUUUGUUCAUAGUAGAUCUUUUGGAGUGUUUUGAACUUCUCUGGAAGAUUCAUGUAGAAAGAACUUGUAUGAAAUGCAGAAUGCUCAGAAAAGGGCAACUAAGAUGGUCAACUUCUUUAUUCGGGGGAAAAAUGCAAUGCUUAACAAUAUUUAGUUUAGAUCAAAGACAAGGGAAAAGCGAUAUGAGAGAGCUGGUCCUUCCAGUGCCACAUUUCAACCACAUCUACAGGACAGCAAGUAAUUUAAGUGGGAGGUGCAAGGCAACCAAUGCUAGGAUGCAACAUUUUUGUGGGGCAUGUCCUGAAAUGAAAGGUUCCAGGUAGAUAUAAUAAGGGAAGCUGAAAUAAUAACAGGAUACACUUUAUCAACGGUUAUUCUGAUUGUUUUAUUCAGUUGUAUUAAGGGUUUAAUACUAGCAGAGUAUUAGUCCAAGACUUAUUAACUAUAGCAAGAACAACUAUUUGGUAUAAGUUGAGUGGAGUGUGUGGUUAAGAACACCAGCUUUACAGGAGUGGAUUAUUAGAGUAUGGGAUAUUUUAUCUAUCGUUAAACUAAUGAAUAUGGUAAGAGUCAGAGUGCGGAGACUGAUAACAUUGUUGUGGAAAAAUACAACAUUUUCAUACUUAAUUUGCACAAUAAGGUUCAAGAUAAUACAGACGCACACACACUGUUAGAAACUUUAUAAAUCAGUAUGCUUUCUUUGAGUGUAUAAUAUAAAACUAUUGAAACUUGUAUCCAGCCAUUAUUUUUAUUUAUACAGAACAAUCACACAUACUUUACACAUUUUAAUAAAUAAAUAACUUAUGGGAAUUGCUCCCACAAAAGCUGUGAUGGCCACUAACUUGGAUGCCUUAUAGACAACUUCAUGGUGGCCACAAGUCAUGCUGACUAUAUCCUGUCAAGUAGUAGAAGCAAGAUGCCUCCAGAUGCCACAGUGGGAGACAAGCUGCUUAAUAAGAAAGACCUUGGGUCUGAUCCAUCAAGGCUCUUCUUAUGUUGUUACAUUUUAAUGAAAGGAAUUGUGUGCCCUGAUGUUGUGUGAUAGACUGACGGACAAACGACUAUAAGCAUGUUAAAGUGAGGCAAUGCUCUGCUGGUGAUCCCUUGGGUAUGUAGCUUCCAUUCAACGGGGUUCAAUUUCAGUGGGAUAGACAUCAAGGCAAAACAUGUUUUCAAUAGGCUGUAUAUCUCCAGACUGGGUUUUGAGUCUUGUGAGCUGUUAUACGCAGCAAUCAGAGGAGCUGUUGCUUUAAUGUGUACAAACUGAAAGCAAAUAACUUGAAAUUUGCUAAAGGGAAAGUACUGUACAUUGCACAACAUGGUUUUCCUUGCAAUUCUUUGAGUGGUCCUCUAAGUGUCAGUGUUGGCCAGUAUGAGAGCCAGAGAGAGGAUAGAGAUCCAUUGAUGCUUCCUAGACUGCAGUAACUCCCAUCAGUGUUAUUCAGAUCAAGCCAACUGAAGAGCACAGAGACAGGGAACUCUUGCAGAGAAGGAAAAAUCUCUUUUGCUUUGCACAAAACAAGGGCAGUUUAUUCUUCCUCAAUGAUACCUCAUGUUGUUUCCUUCAUCAUUGUGAGAGCCUGAGCAUAGGAAACUGAGAAAAGGAAGCAGCCUGUUUUUGAGAGAAC